AUGGAUGCUGAUGUCAUGGUAGACCCCAGAGUGCAGUCAAGUCGGGAGAGUCAAUACAACUUUGGUAUUGUAGAAGGACUCAUGACCACAGUCCACGCCAUCACUGCCACCCAGAAGAUCGUGGAUGGCCCCUCUGGGAAGCUGUGGCGUGAUGGCCGUGGGGCUGCCCAGAACAUCAUCCCUGCAUCCACUGGUGCCACCAAGGCUGUGGGCAAGGUCAUCCCAGAGCUGAACAGGAAGCUCACAGGCAUGGCCUUCCGUGUUCCUACCCCCAAUGUGUCCGUCAUGGAUCUGAUAUGCCACCUGCAGAAACCUGCCAAGUAUGAUGACAUCAAGAAGAUGGUGAAGCAGGCAUCCGAGGUCCCACUAAAGGGCAUCCUGGGCUACACCGAGGACCAGGUUGUCUCCUGCGACUUUAACAGUGACCCCUACUCUUCCACCUUUGAUGCUGGGGCUGGCAUUGCUCUCAUUGACAACUUUGUGAAGCUCAUUUCCUGGUACGACAUUGAAUUUGGCUACAGCAGCAGGGUGGUGGACCUCAUGGCCUACAUGGCCUCCAAGGAGUAAGAAGCAUGCCCUAGACCACCCACCCCAGCAAGGACAGCAAGAGGGACCCUCCGCUGCUGAGCAGUUCCUGUCCCAUCUCAGCCCCCGAUACUGAGCAUCUCCCUCACAGUUUCCAUCCCAGACCCCCGAGAACAACAGGAGGGGCUUAGGGAGGCCUACUCUCUUGAAUAACAUCAAUAAAGUUCACUGCACCCAUCAAAAAAAA
Molecule: messenger RNA, 772 nt
Organism: Peromyscus maniculatus bairdii (prairie deer mouse)
Lineage: Eukaryota; Metazoa; Chordata; Mammalia; Rodentia; Cricetidae
Product: glyceraldehyde-3-phosphate dehydrogenase
Biological process (GO): glycolytic process
Cellular component (GO): cytosol
Molecular function (GO): glyceraldehyde-3-phosphate dehydrogenase (NAD+) (phosphorylating) activity
Source: RefSeq, a predicted model, not a curated record